This is a messenger RNA of Pimephales promelas (fathead minnow), 2140 nucleotides long. RefSeq names its product G protein-coupled receptor 78b (gene gpr78b). Gene Ontology annotation, molecular function: G protein-coupled receptor activity. Gene Ontology annotation, biological process: adenylate cyclase-activating G protein-coupled receptor signaling pathway. Gene Ontology annotation, cellular component: membrane. The record is from RefSeq and is a predicted model, not a curated record. Lineage: Eukaryota; Metazoa; Chordata; Actinopteri; Cypriniformes; Leuciscidae.
GUCGCGGCCCUUGUGCGCAUGAGCCAAGCGUAAUAGAGUCCGUGAGCUUCACCAACACAAGCGUUAAAACGCGAAGGACUGAACGCCUCUAUCACGAUGGAAAGUGAAUGGCUUUUACUUCGCCAUAAAAUAUAUUGUCGUUAGGAAUGUUUUCUUCUUAUUUUCUUUUAUAUAUUUGUUUUUUAAGAGGGAAAUUGCAGGCUAUACUACGCUUCAGCACUCUGGACAGCGCGCGCGAGUUAAGCCUAAUGUGACUUAUUAGGCUACCGUAAUUAUUUUGUCUCAGAGGAAGAAUCAUGCAGCUGAUAACAUUCAUCACAAACUGGGGAAAAUAUAUGGCAAGGGGACUUCUGAAGUGAGAAAUGGACUUUGCGGAAAUUCUAUUAGCUUUGUUCAUCGUUGUGGUUGCGAUUGUUUCUUUGGUGUCGAACUUACUGGUGUUGUUAUGUUUCAUCCACAGCAGCGAAAUACGCCGACAGGUGCCAGGGGUGUUCACCAUGAACUUGUCAUUUUGCAACAUACUGAUUUCUGUCCUGAACAUGCCAUCCACUUUAAUUGGGAUUUUAAAGCAGCACCAGCAGCCUUUUGGAGAGUGUCUCUGUGGCACGCUAAGCUUUCUGGAGACCUUUCUGACAGCCAACAGCAUGCUAAGCAUGGCAGCCCUCAGUAUAGACCGCUGGAUCGCAGUAGUUUUCCCACUAAGUUACUCUAGCAAAAUGCGCUACCAGGACGCAUUGGUCAUGGUGUGUUAUUCUUGGCUUCACUCGUUCACGUUCUCUCUCAUCCCGGUGUUUUUUUCAUGGUUUGACUACAGUCCCAUUUACGCAUCCUGCACGUUGCAUUUGAGCGAGGAGAGCACGCGGAUUAAGUUUACUGUGUUCACCAUUGUCUUUCAUGCCACCAGCUUCAUGCUCUCGCUUCUGAUUUUGUGCUUUACAUAUUUAAAGGUGUUAAAAGUUGCACGCUUUCACUGCAAGAGGAUUGACAUUAUAACCAUGCAGACCCUGUUCUUACUGGUAGAUAUCCAUCCAAGUGUUAAGCAGCGCUGUCUUUCAGAACAAAAGAGGAGAAAACAGCGCGCUACCAAGAAGAUCAGCAUUUUCAUUGGCUCUUUCAUCAUCUGUUUCGCCCCUUAUGUUAUUACAAGGUUGACUGAGCUGCUUCCCUUUGUGUAUGUCAACCGACACUGGGGUAUUGUCAGCAAGUGUUUAACAUACAGCAAGGCUGCUUCAGAUCCCUUCGUCUACUCCCUCCUGCGACAGCAGUACAAGAAGGUCUUAAUAACAGUGGCCAAUCGCCUGUUGAAGCGCGAUUUAAACCCAUCCUCUGGACACAGCAGCUCUAUGGACACAGAGAAUGACUACAGUCUUCAGAGAAUCAGCUAAUGGCACUUGCACAAACAGAAAAAGGGUCUGUGUGUGUGAAAGAAUAGGACUGUAUAGUCACAUUUGGCGGCCUUUGCAAUUUUCCAGCUAGUUUCAAGUUGGAGCCCUCAAAAAAGAAAAGACAUACAACAUCUAUACGCAAUGUGACUGCAAUUACUUUAUUAUCUCUGGUUUUAUUAUCAUUUAACAAUGUUAACUCAUAUUUCACUCUUAGUAGUCCAUUUUUAAAUGCAUAUCAACCAUUAUCCACCAUCUAAAAACAAAAUCCACAUUCAAUCUUCAUCACUCUCUCAGCUCCUCAGCAAGCACCUUGGACAGCGUAAUUAAAAGGCAGUGAGAGCAAAGAAAUUACAUCUAGAAAACAUCAAUUAGAUAAGUGAUUUAAUAGGAGUUAAUACAAUAUGAGCACAAAUAAUCAUUUGUGACAGAACAGCCAAAGCUAAAAAUCUCUACUACCGAUGUCAGAACUUUUAUAGCUUUUAACAUAACUGAAUGUAUUCGAUUCCUAUAACAGCUGUUUAUAGUGCUAAUAAUUUGUGUUCUUUGGUGGGAUGUUGCGAAUUUGUUAAAAGCUUGAUGUAUAGCCACUUUGCACAUUGCAAGAAAUGUAUAGUGUACUUAUUUACUAUGAAUUCAGUUAAACUGUUUACAGAGUACCAGAAUUCAAGUGCUUUAUACAGCUGGAUUAGUUUGUUAACAUUUGUUCAAUUCAUUGUUUUGUGAAAAUGGUGCAAUAAAAAUAUCUUUAUGAAUAA